This is a messenger RNA of Andrographis paniculata, 2355 nucleotides long. RefSeq names its product protein NRT1/ PTR FAMILY 4.3-like. The transcript has 5 exons. The record is from RefSeq and is a predicted model, not a curated record. Gene Ontology annotation, molecular function: transmembrane transporter activity. NCBI's taxonomy places the organism in Eukaryota, Viridiplantae, Streptophyta, Magnoliopsida, Lamiales, Acanthaceae. Gene Ontology annotation, cellular component: membrane. Gene Ontology annotation, biological process: transmembrane transport. The coding region runs from base 302 to 2125 and encodes 607 amino acids.
UGAAUUCAGCAUAAACAAACAAACAAAAUACCAUACCAUUCCUGCAAAUGCUAUUCUAUCUACCUCUCUUCACUUCUGAUCGAUAAUAUACAUACAUACAUAUAUAUAUAUAUAUAUAAGAAGAAAGUUAUUGGAGUGGAUCCAAGGAGUUCCUUAGAUACGGACUAUAUAUAUAUAUUAAUUAACUGCCGCAGUUAUAGCUCGUCGCCUUUAGAUUCUUCUUGCAGUUAUAUAUAUUUAUAGAGAGAGAGAGAGAGAGAGAGAGAGAGAGAGUAGUGUUGACUGUAACUAGUGUGUGUUAAUGGAGAUGAUGAAGGGAGAAAGAGUUGAGGAGAUGAUGACUGUGGAUUGGAGAGGAAGACCUUCCAACCCUCUUAAGCAUGGCGGAAUGAGAGCUGCAGCCUUUGUGCUAGGAGUGCAAGGAUUCGAGAUAAUGGCGAUAGCAGCAGUGGGGAACAACCUGAUAACAUACUUAAUAAACGAGAUGCACUUCUCCCUCUCGAAAUCAGCCAACACAGUCACCAACUUCGUCGGCACCGUCUUCCUCCUCGCCCUCCUCGGCGGCUACCUCUCCGAUUCCCACCUCGGCUGCUUCUGGACCAUGCUUAUCUUCGCCUUUCUCGAGCUCUCCGGUUUUAUCUUGCUGUCGGUCCAAGCUCAUCUUCCCCAGCUGAAACCCCCAAAAUGCGAGACGAUGAUGACCAACACGGGCGUGUUGUGCGAGGAGGCGACGGGGUUCAAGGCCCUGAUAUUCUUCGUUGCCCUUUAUCUGGUGGCGUUGGGGAGCGGCUGCGUGAAGCCAAACAUGAUUGCCCAUGGCGCAGACCAGUUCAGUCAGGACAACCCUAAGCAAUCCAAAAACCUGUCCAGAUACUUCAAUGCUGCCUACUUCGCCUUCUCCGUGGGCGAGCUCCUCGCCCUCACUCUCCUCGUCUAUGUCCAGACACACUCCGGCAUGGACGUCGGCUUCGGCGUCUCCGCCGCCGCCAUGGCCAUGGGACUCAUCGCCCUCAUCUCCGGCACGCUUUUCUACCGGAAUAAACCUCCUCAGGGCAGCAUCUUGACACCUAUUGCUCAGGUGGUUGUGGCUGCAAUUUUAAAGAGAAAGCAGGUUUGUCCAUCUGAUCCUCGGAUGCUUCAAGGAAACUACCAAAAGGACCAUCUUUCUGACAACCCCAAUCUUCAACUCACUCAAAGAUUUAGAUUCCUAAACAAAGGGUGCAUCAAGAACUUGGAGGAGGAGAGUCCAUGGCGGCUGUGCAGCGUGGGGCAGGUGGAGCAGGUGAAGAUCCUCAUCUCAAUGCUUCCCAUUUUCGCCUGCACCAUCGUCUUCAACACGCUCCUCGCCCAGUUGCAGACCUUCUCCGUCCAGCAGGGCGCCGCCAUGGACGCCCGCCUCCCCGGCUCCUCCUUCAAGGUCCCGCCAGCGUCUCUCCAGGCCAUACCUUAUUUAUUGCUAAUCUUCCUCGUCCCUCUCUACGACGCCUUCUUCGUCCCCUUCGCCCGCCGGUUCACCGGCCACGCCUCCGGCAUCACCGCCAUGCAGCGCAUCGGCGCCGGCCUGUUCCUCGGGACGUUCUCCAUGGUCGCCGCCGCCGUCAUGGAGAGCAGGCGGCGGAGCGCCGCCGUCUCGGAGAAUCGGAGCCUGUCGAUUUUUUGGAUCGCGCCGCAGUUCCUGAUUUUCGGGGUGUCGGAAAUGUUCACCGCCGUCGGCCUGGUGGAGUUCUUCUACAAACAGGCGGCGGCGAUGAAGGGGAUGAUGAUGAUGCAGUCGUUUCUCACCGCCGUUACCUAUUGUUCGUAUUCGUUUGGGUUUUUCUUGAGCUCCGUCCUCGUCUCGCUCGUUAAUAAGGUUACAGCGGCGCGGUCGCCGGCCGGCGGCGGCGGAGGAUGGUUGGGGGACAACAAUCUGAAUAAAGACAGAUUGGAUUUGUUCUAUUGGCUGCUGGCGGGGCUGAGCUUUCUAAAUUUCCUCAACUAUCUGUUUUGGGGGAGAUGGUAUUCCAAGAACCGCCGGGAGGAUAUUCCGGCGACGUUUCCGCCGGAGAACGAAGAUAAAGACGCCGGAGAUAUUAAUGUUAGUACUAAUAAUAAUAAUGUGUAUCGUUUGAACGAGGUUGUAUGAUUAUAAUUUUAAUUGUAAUUUUUCUGUAUUUGUAAUUCAAAAAUUGUACUGAUGGGUAGAGUAAUUGAGGGGAGUUUAUUUAUAUAUAUAUUUAUAUAUAAUGAAAAUUAAGUGUAGCCAUGCAUGCAUGCAAUAGGAAAAUUGUGAUAGAAUAUUGCAGCAUAUAUAUAUAUAUAUAAAUGUAUGUAUAGAUUAUGGAAAUGAAAUAAUUUAAUGCCCUUUCUGCUCUC